Molecule: messenger RNA, 1133 nt
Organism: Moneuplotes crassus
Lineage: Eukaryota; Ciliophora; Spirotrichea; Euplotida; Euplotidae
Source: the annotation of a GenBank genome assembly
UUUUUAAUUUCCAAUAAAUAUUUCCAAAGAAAUGGAGGUUCAAAGACCAGCCCAAGUGACCAAAGAGUACUUCGCGAAAUGAGUCAGGGAGAAACGAAUGGUUUAUGAUGAAGGAGAUGCGAGGAAAGCGAUGAGUGUUCGAAAGAAGAAGAUUAGCAAAAUAAUUUGCUCUCAGUCACAUACCUCCUCUCCAAAACUUCCAAGGUUGCCUAGCACUCGCAAAUUUUCUUCCAUUUACCACAAGAAAAACAGCGUUGCAUUGAAGAACAAGCCUGUUUGUGUGAUAGACAUCACCUCACUGAACUGGAAAUAAGAGGGCUGAUAGUUGUAAAGCGAACAAUGCAAGCAUGCCUCAGAGUAUCUAUCGUAAUAGGUCACAUUAUGGUCAGAACACAGCUCAAAAUAGCUCUCCUGAUCAGCCGAAGCGAAUAAAGAAAGCUAGUAUUACCCUCAUCAAUAAGAACGAGGCAAAGUCUUCAAUGUUUUAUACGACUGAUAACAACUCUAUUGAAGCUUUCACUAAUAAUGCAACACCGUUGUGAUUUCCUUACACUGCGAAGAGGGGUGAAGAGGCUGAUAAAUCAAAAGAAUGAGUCACUGAUCUGAGUCCAGAACCUAUUGAAAAGCAGAGCAUAAUUGAUCAGUUUGACUCUGAUUUUUCCAAGACUCUGAGUCUUUCCGAUGAUGAGUUUGAUAAAUUCAAAGAAAAUUUAUACGAAGCUGAAAUAAACUCAGAGAUCACUUACCCAGAUGAUAUUGGUGAAGAGAUCGAUGCUAGCGAUAAUAACAUCGCAACGCUCACUCAAAAGAUCCUCAAAACUCAUCGUAAGAAAGAGCUUGAGUCCAGAAAUACUCUCUUAAAAAUAAAUCCUUUUAACACCAAGAAAUCUCAAAAACAGUUGGGUAAGGCCCAACAAGACUCUAUCAACUGAACUGAGAUAGACAGUUCCCUUUGUAAAGUGGCUUCCAAAGAGAGCAUCCAAGAGCUGUUCUUUCCACUCAGAAAGGAAAGUUUUGAUGAGGAUUCCUCUCUAAUUUUUGUCGAAAGUAUCCUUGAUAAACUGAGUAAAUGUAGUGAGAACUAGACUCCAUCUUGUUUUUGAGUUAACCAUAGCAUUUUCGCGUCAACAGUG